GGUGCUACUGAAGGAAUUUUUUAAUUUGGCUUCUUGCAGUGAGGGAACCGCCAGAAGGCCCUCGGAGCUGGACCUCAGUGUCCAGGCUGAACAAUGGGGGUGGAGAUGCUCCUUCAGGUAUACUGGACCAGGGCCAUUUAGGGCUUUAAAGGUCAGCACCAACACUUUGAAUUGUGCUCGAAAAAGUACUGGGAGCCAGUGUACGUCUUUCAAGACCGGUGUUAUGUGGUCUCGGCCGCUGCUCGGAAUUGUGCUCGGAAACGUACAUAGCAGGCACUCAUUCCUCUUUGUCUUUGCCUUAUUUUGUAUUUGUUACAUCUAUCUAUCUAUCUAUCUAUCUAUCUAUCUAUCUAUCUAUCUAUCUAUCUAUCUAUCUAUCUGCUGUAAUACUGAAAACCUUGAUAAAAAAAUUAUCACAGAAAAAUCUUCCUAAUGUUUAGUCGGAAUCUCCAGGUCCUGCCUUCUGGAGAAGAAGAAAACAAGCUUGCUCCUUCUUCCACAGGGCAGCCCUCGAGACAUUUGAAAAUGUCUCUCAUAUCCCUUCUGACGCUUCUUAUGCAGGCUAAACACAACCCAAUUCCUUCAACCAUCAGGCCAUUUGCAAAGAAGUUUAAAAGCCCAGGUCCCCAUGGCCAUCCAUGAGGGUUGGGGCCUGGGGGGCUCCCCUUCCUGCCCCUCUCCAUUGGGAGAAAGGGAUCCACAGCUGGCUUCCAUCAUUAACUGAUUCAAAGCAGGUGGGCAAUGGGCGGCAGCAUGGCUGUGCUAUGAAGUCGUUCUCGCUCCAGGCAAGGGGAGAGCCAGUGACCCGCUGAGAUCACCCUGUCUGUUGGCGGCAGCUAGACUAUGUUUCCCAGAAGGAGGCGGAGGAGGGAGAGGAAGGAUCAGUGGGUGGGUGGGCAGAUGGCUGGACAGAGUGCUCCAAUGGGCACAAUUUGGGCAGAGACAUUAAGUACCCAGCAAUGUGGACAUGUUAAGGCUACAAAGGCAGGCGGUUGGCUGCACAUUCCCAGAGGUUAAUUAUUAAGGAGACAAAAGAAAUGAAACCCGCAGUAUUGCAACCUCUGCCAACAGCUGCUUUACGCUAUAAAGGUUAGGAAGUUGGUAUGAUUUUUCUUUUUUUUACCCGUUUUAGAAUUUUUCCUUUUCCUAUGUCUUAAACUCCUGCUUGUUGGCACCUGUCUGUCUUGGGAGACAACGAAGAAAUGCGCUUUCAGGGUGUCAAGUCAAAUCGUUGGGGAGUUAUAGCACCUGCUGUGGCUGUAGAAACCGAAAAGGGAGAGACAUGUUUGGUUGCAGCUGGGGCAGAUGAAGGUGUCCAGUUUCACGGAUGCAGACGCACCACGGCGUUUUGUCUCCCUGUGCUCCUCCCAGGGGUCAUUCCUCCUCUGGUCCCUGCUAUGGAUUCACACCAUCUGAAUGGCAAUGCCCAUCAACUUUUUUGGGGGGGGGCGGGGCGGCCCCCUCAAAUAUUUUAUUGGGGGCCCGAAAACCUCUUGGCCCCUAGGAGUCAGUGCAGGGAACUCCAGCUCCAGGUCAGUUGUGGACUGAAGGGCUUCAUUUUGGACAAAAGCACUUUCUGCAGUCCGGAGCUCAAGAACGAAACCAACCAGAACUCCAGGCGAGGAGGGCAGUGAGUAAGAAAGGGCUUAUCUAAAGAAAACAGAAAGCCUUUGCACCAGAAGCUCACGUGGCGCUAAAUCUAGCUCAGAACAAAAGUUGAGAAAAACCCAGCGGUCCUUCCCACCAGACAUCACAUUCAUUCUGAGCUUGUGCGGGUUUUCCCCCUUGCACAACGUAGGGCUGAGAUUUUUCGGAUUAUUAGUUAAAUCUGUGUCUUCAGGUGGGUUUCCCAUGACUUAGCAAUGCCAGCGGAAAUGUAAAGCAAAACUGAGAGGGGCAGAAGUGCUGUUGCGCUUCCAGGAAAGGGGGAAGUGUCCAAGUUGGCUUUUGAAGGGUCAGCAAUCCACAAAAUGUUCUUGGAGUUCCUUGAAAGAACCAACAUCAGCUGUGUCUGAUCCUUUUUGGACUCACUGGCAAGUCAUGGGGGCAGAGAGGCUGGAACGCAGACAUGCUGUGCUGAUCCCAAAAGCACCACACGGCCUCUACAACCCACCUGCUUCCCCCCCCCAACCUUCCCCCCCAACUCUCCUUUUGAGCAGAGACUUUGAGAAAGGGCAAGCGUUGAUGUUACUUCCUGUGAGUCAGGAACCAGAUGUAUAAAGCUCUUCCUUCUCCCUCGGCCAAGACACCCUCCUUGCGAAGAGGACGAAGAGGAUGUCUUCAGCCACAGGUUUCCGCCACCAGGCCCGCUGCCUGCUCUUGGCCCUGAUCUGCAGCGGCACCUCCUUCCAAGAAUCAGCCGCAAAUGUGCAGCCACACAUCUCUUCUGACCUUGUCGCACAGAAACCUUCCUGCAGUAAACAGAUCCGCAUUCCAUGCGAAGGCUACACAGAUUACGAAGACAGCGGCAUCAUGUACUGGCUGGCCAAUGGCCAGUUUGUGUCGGAAUUGUACCCACGUGGCGAAGUGAGCGAGGGGCGCACCGAGGAGAAAGCCAAGGGCGUCGGCCUGUCCCUGAAACGGGAGCUGAUCAUCAACAACUUCACAAAGAAGAUACAGAACACAAGGUUUGAAUGCGUCAUCCUCGAUCCGGCAGGCGCAGCGCGAAAGGCCGUCAACUGGAAGCCGACACCACGUUUCAGGAAUCAGCGUGGCAAAGUCCCAGAGCAGAUCAACAGCGGCAGCACCUAAGGACUUUUGAGCAAGAGCUUCGGAGGGACACAAGAUGCAGGAGGGCAGCGGUGCAGCCGAGGGAUGGGAGAAGAGCGGGCGUCGUGGCUGCUGGGAAACCAACUUCCGGUUGCUUCUGCUCUCCGUUGGGUCACGCAGUCUCUCUCUGCUCCAGGCAGGACCCCCUCUGCCAGCUCCAGCCACCCACUCCAGAGGAAGGAGACCUCUCCUCAAGGAAGGAGGAAAACAAAUGGGACAUUGAGGGCGUGGGAAAGGUAGCAAAAUGCCAUUCCUUCUUGGAGGAUUUUCAACCUCACCCAUAUAGCUCCAAGCAAUAUGUAGAACUGUGUUAAAUAAAAGCUAGAGGUAUCCUCUUGAUGUUCCAGCUUGAACAAGUGGACGGCUGCCACUGGUUUUUCCUGCUGCCUUCGUCAUCUUGCCUCCACUCCCAGCAGCAGCCUGAAAUACGACGCGUUUAAGUAGAUUCGCAUCCCAAGCU
Zootoca vivipara (common lizard) is the source of this 3229-nucleotide messenger RNA. RefSeq names its product interleukin 18 binding protein (gene IL18BP). Gene Ontology annotation, molecular function: interleukin-18 binding. NCBI's taxonomy places the organism in Eukaryota, Metazoa, Chordata, Lepidosauria, Squamata, Lacertidae. The record is from RefSeq and is a predicted model, not a curated record.